Molecule: messenger RNA, 7971 nt
Organism: Neospora caninum
Lineage: Eukaryota; Apicomplexa; Conoidasida; Eucoccidiorida; Sarcocystidae
Product: putative WD-repeat protein
Exons: 2
Coding region: 1-7971 (2656 amino acids)
Molecular function (GO): protein binding; calcium ion binding
Source: RefSeq, a predicted model, not a curated record
AUGAAGAGGACCGGGGCGUCAGGAGGGAGAGGGUCGCUUCUCAUAAGCCAGCCUUUUCAGUCAAACGCGUUAACCUACCAACAUGCACUUGGCCUCCCAGCCUGUGACGAUCCGCUCAGAUGCUUAACCGGAGGUCAGGAGAAUUCUCGUGAAAACGACCCAGGACGACGCUCCACGAAAAAUCCAGUCGCCAGAGAACGCGUUUCCGACGCGUUCUCUGGCGGCCGAUCUGCUGGUCCCGCAGCCCUGGUCGACGCAUUCCCCAACAGCCUCGGGAAUGGCCACGGGGGCAAGAGGGACGGGACCUCCUCAGCGACUGAGAGCGAAAACUACGUGCAGACGCCGAGACAGCUGCUGCGAAAGCGCAGCACACGCCGAGGUGUACUAUCGGAAGCAGAGAUGUUGGAUAGGCUAACGAACCAGAAAAUAGCGGAGAUCCAAUACGAAUUCGCCGCCCGAAAUGGAGAAGUGGAUGUGGUCGAGUUCAUUCAUAUUCUCGGGCGUCAGCUCCGAGAUGCCGAAGAAACAGAAGUAGACUGUGUAGCUGGAGCGCCCAGAAACAAGAACACUCUUGAGGGGGUCUCCUCUUUGUCCUGUCUUCCUGGGCCAGCACAGAUUUUGCUCGGUGGAGGAUCAGUGGCUGCUGGAGGGAUGGUCUCCGCGUCGUGCACGGAAGCUCUUGGAAGCGAAGGUGGAGACUGCGACACCGCUUCCGGCUUCUACGCAAAGGGGCUCUCAGCACGUAGUAGACGCCUGUCAGUAACCCGAGCAAAAGACGAGCGUGCGGAGGGUUUAUCCCUUUUUGGAGAUUCAGACCUGGAUCUGGAUGCCGAGGGCGGUCGGAUUCGGGGCCGAGGCAGCAUCUCUCAUGACACGAUUCAGAGAGAGCUGGAGGAAGCAGGACGACUCAUGGAACUGUUUGACCUUAUUGACGUAGACGAUACUCAGAAAGUUUCCUGGGAAGCGUUCACAACCUUCGUUGUGGAUCGAGGUCGUAAUGGAGAUGCGCUGAAACGUCUACAUAUGCAGCGAUUGGAGAAGGCGGACUUCCACGAUACCCGUGUCCACGUGUGCGCCAUCGAGCGCCUCACCACUGCAUACGAUCCCAGUAUAGGGCUCGAUGUGGUUUUCUACUACGAGGAAGGUUCCAAAACCGUUGAACUCGUGGACCCUCUCCUCAAACCUAUCCAAAAUCAGCCGCCCCUGCAGCGCACAUUCAACAUCACCGCCGUGGCCUACUGCCCUCUUGUCCAUCAUCUCGUCGUCGCUGCUGCGGAUUUGUCUCUGACUUUCUAUGACUUGAAGGGAACUCUUGUGUGUCAGGAUUCGAACGACUUCCGCAUUCCUUCGCCGAGCACCCAGGCGCGUGGUCCUCGUUCAGGUAGUCCGAGCGCUUCAGCCAGCAGGGGUAACGCUACGGACAGCCCCGGGGCACAGUCCUCGCCUUUCUGGCGCGUCACUCGAACGUUCAAAACCCGCACCUCCCAGAUUGUUCUGUUUCCUUCCUCUUCUCGACCCUGGAUCUUUUCUGCAGACCACGAGGGCUCCAUCUAUGCUUGGGACCUAGAAAAAAUAUGCGGGGGGUCUCUGGGAGCUUCCACUUCCUCACGCGUGGCUCUUUCUGCCGAUCCUCUGGCAGACACCGGAGGCGAAAACCCUCAAAGUCGGGUUGUGUCUGAAGCCCGUGCCAUCGACUUGGCGACGCUGGUCCCGCCCUCAAAGUCCGACGGCAUUCGGCCUCUGUAUCUACGUCGCCUAGCAAGCAGCAGUAGCCCCGGCGUCCUGUCUUGGACCCGCGUCGGAGCGCCCUCCAGUGGAGGGAUAAGUCCCUACACUGACAGCGCGCGCGGCAGGUCAGACCACGCGUCGGGACGGAGCAGCUACAGGGCGCUUUCUUCUGGGGGAAACUUUGGUUGGGUCAGAGGUAUCAAAAGUGGGGAUUGCGUCCCAGGCACGCCUGGGGCGGCUCGUAGCCAAAGUCCGGCCUCCUUGCAGCCGCGGUCGGGGAGGCGCAGCGCGUCAACGCAGUUGGAGAGGAACCGAGGAGCGUCGCUGGUCAGAGAAAUCUCGGCGUCAGACGGGGUUUCUCUCUUUGAUUCCUUCGCCAAUGAGUCGAGGCCUUCGAUCGCCCUUGGCAGUCGCCACCAACGCAAGGCGAGUCGAGAACGGGCGAACUCGCUCGCUGCGAACGGCGAAGCGGGAGGCCCAUCAGACAGCAGACCUCGAAGUCCUCAAGAGGCCUUUUCACAAUCUCGGCCGCCUUCAGAGGCUUCUGAAAGUGACCGCAGCGGAGUUUUGGUUUCUCAAAGUUCGGCCGGCUCCCCGCAUUGCCAGCCACUCUGUUCCGACGACCGAACAGCCCAAAGGGGGUCGAAUCUCUCCAGUUUAUGUGCGACAAACCGGAGUCGGAAAGAGGGUGUCUUUGCGUCCACGAGCGGCUGCAGACGUCGAGUUCGCCAGUCGCCGGGUUAUGUGUGUAGCACCAAUAGCGGGGGUCAGUUUGGACCUUCGGGGGGGGCACGUUGUCAGACUGGAGAAACCUCUCCGAGCACAAAAGCACAAUCCUCCUCGCCUCGCGGGGCUCUCCGUCUCCUCUACCACCAGUCCCGAGCUACAGGGAGUUCAGGCUCGGCGUCAAGGUCGUCCUCUCAGGCUUUCCAGCCCUCACCAAGUGGAGGCGGACCGUCACGCGGCGCCAGUGUGUCUUCUCCAUCAAACACCGACUUGCUGUCUCGCCGCCUCGGCCACUCUGGAGGAGGCGCAGAAGCGAGUGUCCCAGCCCCGCAAGAGCCUCAGUUUCAGUUCCUAUGCUGGAGGCAGUACCGAGCGCACGGCGACAUUGUAACGGCCUUUGAGGAACUGGAGGUCAUGGAUUUGCUGGCGUCCUGCGGCAUGGAUGCGAAAAUCUACCUUUGGGACGCAGAGAGUGGAGAACUGAAACGCAGUCUUGAUGGGCACGUGCGAGGGGUUCGAGCGCUUUGCUUCGACGUUGAAAACCGUGUACUUCUCUCUGGAGGCUUCGACUACAAGUUGCUGGCUUGGAAUCCGUACGUGGGGAAAAAACUCCACACAGUUCGCGGGCAUUCCGCGCCGGUAGUCAGUAUCUGCAUGCUUGGACCACAGAGUCGUCAGUUUGUCUCUUUUGACUCCGAAGGCAUCGUGAAGGCCUGGGACCUCAGCACUUCGGCGUGCCUACAGACGCUGGUGACUGAGGACCAAUCCUGCGUUCGCGCUGUCAUUGCGCUUCCUUAUCAUCGCACACUGGUGUCUGCCGGGCGAAAGCUCGUCGCUCUCAAGUACGGUCUGAUCCAAGAAUCCACAUCAGCCGGUUCGGGCCGAGGCGCGAGAAAUGACUUCCAACCUGCUUGGGGCGGUAAAUCGCCUGUGCGACACCGCAGCCAGCACACUCUGUUCGGCAAAACGUCUCUCGGCUUGAAGGGCCGUGGCGCGCAGCUCGAUGAAGGAGGCAGUCCCGAAUCCUCGGCCGAGCCGCUGCUGGCCAAAGCUGUCGCUCACCUGGUCGUGCGCGUUCUUGUCACCGCCGCAGGAAAGCACCUCCGCGUUUGGGACCUCUGCACAGGCGCUCUCGUCUCUUCUAUCGAACAUGUGUGUCAAGGGGAUCACUGCAUUAGUGAUAUCUGCAUGGAUGAAAAGGGCCGGAAGGUUUUCGUCGCCGACCAGCAAGGCUGCAUCUGUGCGUACAGCGUUUGCACGGGUCAACUCCUUCAGCGCUUCAGCAGCCACCGGUCGGAAGUCUCCCAACUUCUGUAUGUCGGCGGCGAGGACAAGAACCUCAUCUCUGUAUCCUGGGACCGGUCCAUCGUUAUCCACAACGACGCACCCGUUUCUCCUCCUAAAAAGGCCCGAGGAGGCUGCCUAACUGCUGGCGAGUGGGAAGGCGCGGCCGCGCUGCCAUGCACGCCGUCUGUGGCGGUGGGGAGUCCCCAAAGCUCCGGUGGAUUGGCAGCCGUUCCGCCCGAGCCUACGCGGGCGGGAGAAGAGGACGCAAGUGGGACUUGCGCUUUGCCUGCAGACAGACCCAAGAGUGAACCGCGGAUGGCGGUGGAAGGCAGCCCCGGCCGAACUUGCUCCAGCUGGCGGAGUUUUGUCGGUAGCGGGGGACGAAGGGUUCCUCGGGCACCUUCCCGCGGCCUCGUGGUAGGGUAUCGGAGCGACCUCGACAAAGGCGGUUCUCCUCCGCACGGGACGCGGCAUGCCUCUUCAGAGGACCCAGCCUUGUCCACGCUUGCACGAGCUGGGGCCGUGCCUGCCGAUUCGCCGCAGGCGCGCGGCGAGGGACGAAUCUGGCGAAAGGUCAAGAACGCACACCUAGGAGAUGUGACGUGUUGCGCGUUCAGUCGGCGCCUGGGCAUGCUUGCGACGGGCGGUACGGACCGAGCAAUCUUUGUGUGGGACUACGAACGCCUUAGGCGCGUCACCAGCCUCUUUGGUCACAGGCACGAGCUGGCAAACGUGUCGUUCAUCGAGCCUCUGCCGCUCCUUUGUUCCGCCGACGUUGGCGGGACGCUGUGCAUCUGGGUCUUGCCCCCUCACCCUCACGCCCUUCGAGUUCUUGAGACGGUUCCCUCGCCAGCCCUCGGUCCACAUCCCGCGCCGCCGGGGCCGGCACACGUGAUGGGGACAGGAAGCUCUUCCCGGCGCGCGUCCGACCCUCCGGGUGCCGGGGAUGGCCUCGGCGGCGGCGCGGGACUGCCUGGAGGGCGCAGCAGAGAAGCCUGGAAAGAAAGGCGCGGGGUAACGUGGCAGCCAACGGAACCGGGGCUUUCGGGCCACAGGCGACUGUCUACGGAGGGCCCUUCCAAAGGCACGGCGAGAGCGGGCGGGACUGGAACGGCUGCGGGCAGUCUCCACGCCGUUUCGCUGCCGCCGCACGUCUACCCUGGACUGUCCCGCGACUCUUCAGACGCAGUGCGACUUUCGUCCGGCGAUGGCCGAGUGGCAUCUCCCCUCGGCCACACGUCUCGCGACGGACAGCGAGGCAGUCCUGUGCUUCGAGCGCCCAACGGGGUUGGCGAAGCAUCAGAAGUUCCAAACGCUCCGGCCUCAGCGAAUGCUUCAGCGCCUCCUUCGUCCGGACCAGCGGUGGACAGUCGAGUCAGAGGGCUUCCAGUCACUUUGCUGCUGCUGCGAAUUGUCGACAUGGAGCGGGUCGGAACAACAACGCCUCUCACUGCUCUUGCUGUUGCUUGUCGCAUGCCGGCCGCUUCCGGGGCCUCCGAGGGGCGCUGUCUGCGAUUCGCAAACUCCGCCAUCGCCACGUGUUCGCCGCCGCACGGCGAAGGAACGGACUUGCUCAGUCCAGCUUCCACGUCCCAGAGUGCCACGGGGUCUGGUCAGGCAGGGCUGACACGUAAACUUUCACCUCCGCCUUCUCUGCAAGGGGGGAUGCAGCGGAGGACGUCAAGAGGACAGGAGGACACCACAGAUAUUCCCGGCGUUCCCCACAGCACCACUUUCUUAACAAGCAACGACGGGAGUGAACCCCCCGCGAGUCGCCUCGACGACACUUCCACUGCGUCCGAUGCCAUCCUGGCCACCGGGGCUUCCAGGGUGCGGCAGCCGUGUAGCAACCCGAGUGGGAAUGACGCUCCACGAGAGGAUACCAGUUCCCCCUCACUUAGCUUUCUGCGCUCGCAUUCAGAGGAACUUGGGUCUGUGGGAGAAAUCCUCAUUUUCGCGGGUGAUGAGAGAGGCCGCGUGCGUGUCUGGGACGUAUCCGUGAUCCUCGCUCUCCUCCCAGGGACGGAACAGGUGAUGCCCAAAACAGACUGGCAGCCUCAUAGAGUGUACUGCGACGAUCUUCGUGACAGCACGAUGGGUCUUUUUAAGCAAAUGGUCCCGUUACACCGCGUCGCCAAGCUCCCGUUCUACGCGUUGCCAAAACCAACCGACAGCAACGCGGCGACGAUGCAAACGCGCGGUCGGUGGCCCGAGAGCCCACCCUGCCUUCCUUCCCGCCUAGCCACCUCCAAAGCUGCCUUGGUGGAGGAGAGGGAAAGAUUAGACUCUGGUUCAGCCGCUCGUGGCGAGGAUAGAGAGUUGGCUGCAGGCUGGCCUCAGACGCGGCCAGCCUCUCCAGAAGCCGUCGACCCAGCCUGGGUAGGGAGAGAGGGAACCAGCUCUUUGGCGCAAAACCGAGUUCGGAUCAGCUCUGCCGAUGCUCCUACGAACGGCAACGCCCUGGCUCUUCCCUCGCGGCCGGCGCGGGGGAGUCCGGACUCUCGUCCUCCAAGCAGGCCGCUGGCACCCAUUGUCGCCAGAGUUCGCGACGAACGAGGCGUCACGCCCACUGUCCAAGGGGCAGCCCGGUCGUCUACGAGACCCGACGCGCGAGAGACUGAUCCUGGAGACACAGCUGGCAGCAGUCUUGCGCGCUAUCCAAGUUCAGAGCCCUUGACAACUCAGAGACGAAACAGCGUUAGGGCUCCUGGAGCAGGCGCCCUCGGCCUGCCUGACCGCUCGUCCAGUGUGACAGCUCGGCUCUCCGGAGGGCCCGGCAGCGGCGUCGGGGGAGCGGAUUCUGUCGACGUGUCACCGUAUUUCGGAUGUAACUGGUCAGGGGAACCUGCGGCAACAAUGGAUCCUUUUCUGCCGACAGACGAAGCUCCUGCUCUUUUUCCAAGAGCGCCUGUGAAGCUCGUUGGAAUGUGGAAGGCACACAGAGGCAGUGUGAAGAGCCUUCAGGUUCUUCCACUGGGGAACAGCAGCCUCCAGAGAAAUGCACGCAGCGCACACAGUGGUCGCGUGCGUACGUCGCCGUCGGGGGCAUCGGACGAAGAGCUGGGAAGUGUAAAUCCCCAGAGCGCUCCGUCGAGGCGUGGACGACCUCCGCCUGUCAAGACGCUCUUGGUGUCUGCGGGCGAAGACGGCGCCGCCCGAAUUUGGGACGUCUCGGCGCUUUCGCGGUCUGAAGAGCCCCCGAGACGAACUUUACCUACGAUGUUCCUCGAUCUGGCCCAAGAGAGACACAGCGCGCCGAUGCGGGGCGCGGGUCUAAAACCUGCGCACGGGCCGUCCUUCGCGCACUACCCGAGCUUGCCUGCGCCUAGCAGAGAAGCGGGCGUGGACGGGGAUGUGCGCGACUCCGCUCUUGCCCCGACUCCUGCGGCCCGAAACUCCCCUCUACGCUUGCAGACCCACGGGAGCGUGCCGGCCCUUCCGCCUUCGCGGAGCCCCCGUUCCGGCGACAAGGAUUCCCGAGCGGGGUGUCCACGGUCGACAGAGGCUGGAGGGACCUGGCCCGACGCGGAAGAACGAGGUGCGUGGGCAGUACCCAGCUCAGACAGCAGCUGCGCAAGCGGCGCGUCCAACUUCAGAGUUGGAACCCUCUCGCGCGGCUCCACGCCCUGGCGAGCUGGCCGAGGCGGGGCGCUGGGCGGUCCGGACCAGUCGGUGGUUCUCGUUGGCGACCUGCAGGCACAAGCAAGCGCGUUCCAGGGCGAGGCAGGCAGAGGAAGCGACGCCUACGGAGAACCGCCCGCCGUCGGUCUGACGGUAGGUUGCGCGACGUUGUGGGAUAUCGAUUUCGCUGAGCUGGACGGAGCCCCCGGGGUCGGGAACGGCAGCGGCGCGCCGCCCGUGGGGGCCAGGCGACUUCUCGAGACGCACCUGCGGGUGAAGGAACUUGCUCGGCAGCAACAACUCAAAGAAGAACAAGCGGCCGUUCAGCUGGAGCGUUCGUUGCAGUUUGAAGUCCCCCACCUGCUCUUGCCACGUGGCGGGAAAGACCCGAGCGAGGAGGGAGAGGCGCGAAGAGGCCGCGACGGCGGUGGCGACUCCCGGAAAACGCUCCAAAAAGACGCUCUCCCCGAGGAAUACGCGAUCGGGCCGAACGGGCAAUUCAUUCUCGGCGGGGGAAACUGGGUGAAAGGAGGCGACAAAGGAGGCGGGAUCUGGGCCGCAGUGUAUGCAAAGCGAAGGAGUCUGAUGGACAGAACCGCCUCGUUCUAG